Messenger RNA from Populus nigra (black poplar), 1099 nucleotides. RefSeq names its product ferredoxin C 2, chloroplastic. Gene Ontology annotation, molecular function: iron-sulfur cluster binding. NCBI's taxonomy places the organism in Eukaryota, Viridiplantae, Streptophyta, Magnoliopsida, Malpighiales, Salicaceae. Bases 67 to 639 code for a protein of 190 amino acids. The transcript has 7 exons. The record is from RefSeq and is a predicted model, not a curated record.
AUAAAAUAACCGCCAAUAAGAAGAGGAGAGGAGGGGAGAGGAGGGGAGAAACGACGAAAAGAAUCCAUGGACCUUAUCAUUUCAAGCCACUCCUGCAACUCGCUCUGCAGGAAACCGGCAUUUUACCGGCGAAUUUCGUCUCCAAACCCCACGACUCAACACUCCACUUCUCUUAAGUGCCGCGUUGUUAAAACGACAUCGGAGCUUCAAUCUUCAGUAGGAGUGAGCGAUCGAACCGGCAACAGCUACUCUCCCUCGAUUCCAACUCACAAGGUCACUGUUCACGACCGGCAACGGGGCGUUGUUCACGAGUUCCUUGUUCCAGAGGACCAGUACAUAUUGCACACAGCGGAGUCACAGAACAUCACACUUCCAUUUGCUUGCAGGCACGGUUGUUGCACCAGCUGUGCUGUACGUGUUAAAUCAGGGCAACUUAGACAGCCAGAAGCUUUAGGGAUCUCUGCUGAGUUGAAGUCGAAGGGAUAUGCACUUCUUUGUGUGGGCUUCCCGUCUUCUGAUCUUGAAGUAGAAACACAAGAUGAGGAUGAGGUGUAUUGGCUUCAGUUUGGAAGAUAUUUUGCCCGAGGACCAAUUGAAAGGGAUGACUAUGCGUUGGAGUUGGCCAUGGCUGAUGAAUAGCGAAUGACUCCUACGUAACAAGGAACAGAGAUUGGAUCUAUCAGAUCACGCUCGAUGGACCACCAAAAUCAGCCUUUUAGUUUCAACUAGAUUCAUAGCGUGGCUGGUGGUUCUUGAUUUAUCUUCUUCCUAUAAUCUCGAGCGAUAGGGAUACACAUGCAGGACAUCUCUGGCUGCGUCUGGCAUUGUUUUGAAUCUUAUCUCGUUUAGAUUGGAGUAUCUUCGGGCUGAAAGAUGACGACAACUGAGUGACCCUAAUCAAGGUACUCUGUGGGACUGAAAGGGCGCAGGCUAUGAUAUUUGUGCUCAUGGAUGUCAAAUCAAAACAUGAUAUAUCGAGAUCUUGAAGUUAACAAACACGUAGAUUAUAAUGAUUUUGAGGUUUGUAACACUUUAGGUUAGGUUAGCUACACCUUUCAUGUAAGCCUCUCUAGUGUAGCUCUUUUUUAAACUGCAUGCA